Harmonia axyridis is the source of this 1737-nucleotide messenger RNA. RefSeq names its product dynactin subunit 4 (gene DCTN4-p62). Gene Ontology annotation, cellular component: dynactin complex. NCBI's taxonomy places the organism in Eukaryota, Metazoa, Arthropoda, Insecta, Coleoptera, Coccinellidae. The transcript has 9 exons. The coding region runs from base 146 to 1681 and encodes 511 amino acids. The record is from RefSeq and is a predicted model, not a curated record.
CGUAUUUUGACGUUUCGAUCUUGCAUGUAUACUUGGGAAAAUAUAAUUUUUUGUAUAUAAGAAACAAAGUAAGUAUGUGCUUGAAUCACAUACUUUUCUUUUAAUCGUGUAAUUAAAAAAUUUAUCAGAAACUGCUUUGGGCAAGAUGUCUGCUGGGCACUUGGAUGUUGAAUGUGUGAAAUAUGCUUGCACUUGUGGUCAUUUAAAAACACUGCACCAGUUAUUUUUUUGCCGAUACUGCUCCCAACUAAGAUGUUCAUUUUGUGUAACUCAUGAGGUUGACUCUCAUUACUGCGGGAAGUGUUGUGAAAAUCUUCCUUCUGCUGAAGCAAAAUUGAAAAAAAAUAGAUGCAUUAAUUGUUUUGUCUGCCCUUGUUGUUUUCAUGAGCUCUCAACGCGUGCAGCAAACAAAACAAAUGCUGAGGAAAAUAAGACAUAUAAAAGAACUUAUUAUUUAUCAUGCCUUUGUUGUCGGUGGAGCUCUAGAGAUAUAGGUUUGCCGGACCAAGUGGCUGCAACUGGUUCAUGGCCAAAACGAGAAAGUGUACAUGCAAAUCGAGUUCAGGACAUAAUAAACAUGCAUAGGGCAAUACAAGAGAAAGAAAAAUUAGAAAAAGAAUUCUUCAAGAAAAAACAGAAAGAAAAAAUAAUUUCUUAUACUGAUAAAACUGGUGUCACUGCUGCUGCCUUGAGAAAGAGAAUUGGACUUCCAGAAGAUAAACCUCUCAUGAAACCUAAGAAUACUGUGAAAAUAGCAACUCCUUCAAAAGCAGAGGAGAAUAUUGAUGAUUUUGAUGAGGAUAUUCUAACUAAACCUCUCAAUUUAAUGGAGCUUACAACUUUGGAACAAAGAUUGCUUCAGCCAGAUCUUCAGCCUGCAAAUUUAAGCAACAUCUUUCCUAUCCAAAAAAUGCUUUCUAUUAAGCGUGUUUUGAGGUGUAGGAGUUGUGAUCAUAAUGUUAGUAAACCAGAGUAUAAUCCAAACUCCAUCAAAUUUAAAAUACAGCUUUUUGCAUUAUAUCAUGUUCCAGAGAUACGUAUUAUUACUGUGGAACCAUUGAGAGCUGGUAAAUGUUCUGAAUUAAUUCUAAAGUUCACAAACCCAACUCAACAUCAAAUGGCCGUUUCAUUGUUGCCAUAUGACUCUAUUAUUGAAAAAACAAAAAACCCUAUUUUGGAAUCUGAUAGCCCUAAGAAGGAAGAGCUUUCUUCAGAAGAAUCUGAUAAGUCUCUUACACCCACAAAGAGGAGGAUACCUAGUGGAAUUAAAUAUGUUUCAAUGAUGGAAGACGCAGCUUUAAGUCAGGUAACCCGAUCUGCCCGUAUUAUUCCUCCAAGGCCUAUAGAUGCAGAGAUUAAUUGUUCAGUAGGAUUUUCAUCAAAUACUUUCAUUCUCCCACCAAGAGAUGAUGCUGCUGAAUAUGAUGAUUAUAAUGAAACUCAAAAUAUUCAAGAUGAUAAGAAGUUGAUAAUAUGGAGAAAAUCCAAUAAAGCUUAUGUCAAAUGUGUUGCUACCCCUAAUGAAGAGAACCCUAUUGGUACUACAAUUUUUGUUGGUCUUACAAUUUCUCAUAUCCAUACCAACAUCAUGGGACCAGCUGUUGAUAAUAAAAAACUCCAAAAAACAGAACAUAAGUGUAAAGUAGUUUUUAAUCUUGGUAAAUCUGUAGGUUUAGAUUAAUUUGUUGAAGAAAAAUAAUUUACAAUUUUUUUUCUAAAUAUAGAAAAUAUGUUUAA